GAGGACUGGGACCAGAAACCAGCCCAGAAUCAGGACCAGGAUCAGAAGCUGCAGCAGACACCCGACCACCAGACAGUAUGCAGUGUGUACGUUGUCCCGCCUUCUUCAUCCUCGUGGGGUUGGUUCUGUGCAAUCCGGUUUUCUCUCAGCCUGACAGAGAUCAGGACCAGUACCAAAACCAAGACCUGGACCUGGAGCUGCAUCAGCGCCGGCUGCUGCAAAAAGCUCGGAGUGCAGGACUCCUUACACAGGAGUGGAGUAAACGUGCGGUGGAGGACCUGCUGGCCCAGAUGUCUCUGCCCGAGGCCGACGCCCAGAGGGAUGCUGAGAUGGUCUCCACGGCCACAGGAGGAGGAAGGAUGAACCAGGAGCGGUCCAUCGAACCCCCCAACAACCUGCCCCCCCGCGAACGCAAAGCUGGGUGCAAGAACUUCUACUGGAAAGGCUUCACUUCCUGUUAAUGCCCCGCCCUUAUGUUUAGGCUCCGCCCAGCUGAGAUCACACCAAGCGACCAAUCGCAGAGACCUGCCCUUCACCUCAGCGACUGGACGGACCAAUCAGCAGCUGUGUGGCUGCACCUGAAUCAUUAUCAAUGUAAUUAUCAAUAAAAGACAAAUCUGAGAA
This is a messenger RNA of Platichthys flesus (European flounder), 624 nucleotides long. It is a transcript of the gene sst1.2, whose product is annotated as somatostatin 1, tandem duplicate 2. Gene Ontology annotation, molecular function: hormone activity. The transcript has 4 exons. NCBI's taxonomy places the organism in Eukaryota, Metazoa, Chordata, Actinopteri, Pleuronectiformes, Pleuronectidae. The record is from RefSeq and is a predicted model, not a curated record. Gene Ontology annotation, biological process: regulation of cell migration. Gene Ontology annotation, cellular component: extracellular region. Bases 78 to 461 code for a protein of 127 amino acids.